This is a messenger RNA of Ziziphus jujuba (common jujube), 2472 nucleotides long. Its product is annotated as lipid phosphate phosphatase 2. The coding region runs from base 268 to 1191 and encodes 307 amino acids. The transcript is spliced from 8 exons. Lineage: Eukaryota; Viridiplantae; Streptophyta; Magnoliopsida; Rosales; Rhamnaceae. Gene Ontology annotation, molecular function: phosphatidate phosphatase activity. Gene Ontology annotation, biological process: phospholipid metabolic process. The record is from RefSeq and is a predicted model, not a curated record.
AAGAUGUUAUUUUGGUACGUCAAGGUAUAGCUAUAGAUUUGAAUCUAUUAUGUAUAUACAUAUAUGUAUACACCCUGACAUACGCUUUUAGUUUGGAAGAUUUUUCCAAGCCCAUUUGGAAUCCUCUCUGUCUCUUCCCCUUUGUCUCCGUGAGAAUUCCCAUUGCUGAGGACCUGAGAGAUUCCUUUUGAGCUUUCGUUCUUCAGCAUUCUCUGAUAUCCAAGGUAUGUAGGAAACUUCCUCAGUGCCUUAGCUAGGUGGAAAACAAUGCCAGAUAUUCAGAUGGGAUUUCAUACCAUAAAAUCUCAUGGAGCCAAGGUGGUGAAGGUGCAUGCAUUUGACUGGAUAAUACUUCUGCUGCUUGUCGUGAUCGAUGUAUUGCUGAAUCUGAUAGAGCCUUUUCACCGUUUUGUCGGGGAAGGAAUGAUGACUAAUCUGCAAUACCCACUCAAAGAUAACACAGUGCCUUUCUGGGCUGUGCCAAUUUAUGCAAUAUUGUUGCCGAUUAUCAUCUUUAUUAUAUACUACAUCUACAGAAGGGAUAUUUAUGACUUACACCAUGCCAUAUUGGGUCUUCUCUAUUCUAUUCUAAUAGCUGGAGUUAUAACGGAUGCAAUCAAAGACGCUGUUGGUCGUCCCCGCCCAGAUUUUUUUUGGAGGUGUUUCCCUGAUGGUAAAAAGGUGUUCAAUCAUAUUACAAGGGAAGUUAUCUGUCAUGGAAAAAAGUCAGAUAUAAAGGAAGGGUACAAAAGCUUUCCAAGUGGGCAUACUUCCUGGUCAUUUGCAGGGCUUGGUUUUCUUUCAUGGUAUUUGUCAGGGAAAAUUAGAGUGUUCGAUCGUAGGGGUCAUUCUGCAAAACUUUGUAUUUUAUUUCUUCCGUUGCUUGCUGCUGCUCUUGUGGGAAUAACCCGUGUGGAUGACUAUUGGCAUCACUGGACUGAUGUCUUUACUGGAGGUCUUAUAGGACUUGUAGUGUCUACAUUCUGUUACUUGCAAUCUUUCCCUUACCCAAAUGAUGUCAAUGGUUGGGCACCUUAUUUGUAUUUCCAUAUGUUGGCAGAGAGGAAUAGUCAGUCCUUAGCAAGAAGAGUAAAUUCGCAUCGUAUGCGUAGACAAGACACUCUAACUUCAUUAUCUGAUAGUGACAAAGAUACUCCAGGAUCAUCACCCAAUUCAAAUCUGAUUGUGUAAGCAAUGGAUUCUGGAAGAAGUUACUAAUUUCCCAGUUAAUUAUUUUUUAUUUAUUUUUUUUGUAGAAACUGAAAAAAAAAAAAGAGAAAAAAAGAAAGAAAAAAGAAGGUUUUAUUCUUCUUACUUUGUAUCUAGAGAGGAAAAAAAAGAAAAAAAAGAAAAGAAAACGAAUUUCAAUCUGUUUUUUCUACGUAUCUUCAAACUUUGUACACUACAUCAUUCUUCUGUAGUCACUUAGAUUUGUACAAAACAUAUUCCAGAACAUCAAAUUCUUUAUUUCAAUGAAAGUGACUACUAAUAUUUGCCUUUUUGACUUUCUUAGUUUCAUUAAAGACUAAAUAGCAGGACAGCUUUAAAAACUCAAGCUCAUAAGCUGGCAAUGGCAGUUAACUAAUAUAAAUGUUCGAACACCGAAAAAAGUACUACUUUUUUUCAUUUUUCUUUUCUUUUUUUUUUUUUGUUUUUUGUUUGACACUUCUUAAUGACUUGCUGCACACCCAACCAAUCUACCUGGAACAGUUGGUUGUUAAUUAGUAACUGCACUGCAGCUAGCUGACUUGACUUUAUUUCCUCCAAUUUAAGCCAUUUACAUAUUUUAGGCCUUCAAAGAAUUUUGCUUCUUCUACAUGUCAUAUUUACCUUUGGAUAUAUCUAGAGCUCUCUUUGUCUCUCUCUUUUUUUUCUGUUUGUUUCUUUCUUUUCGCAGGGCGAGUUAAUUCGUUCUGUGGAAGCAUGAAGAGGUACUGGAGGAGAAGAAAAUACCAUAGACUACGAAGUUUGGUUAGUAACAAGCAUAAUGAAGAGGUUUCAUUAACGAAAGGGACUCGUCGAGGCAGGUUUUGGAAGACUAGAGCGACCCCUAAACUUCGUUUGAAGAUUCGAGCAUCAAUCAAGGCUUUGAAAAGUUUCAGAGAUGCUUAUGUGGAAAUGAUGCUCUGUUUUGCAGGGCGUUUAAUGCAGUUGAAUACUGGUAAUGUUCAUUUAGUCAAGAAGAUUAAUACUCCACGGUUCUCAGCUUGACAAAGAAGACAGCUUGGCUUCUAAUCUCCGUUCUUUACAUGUGUAGAAAGAGCACAGUUUGUUUCACAAUUCUGUCUCUUUCUGGAUAUUUUGUAAAUGGAGGGAGGGGGAGGGAGAAUAAAAAAGAAUUGUAUUUAAUUUGUAACGUGCUAUUACAAUUAAUAUGUGAUUCACAAAUAUAGUGAAAAUAAGAUUAGAUGGCAGAUGUUGAAAAGUAUAGUUUUUUCCAUUUUAUGCUAUUAUUUUUUUAUUACCGUUGGA